Molecule: messenger RNA, 1741 nt
Organism: Alnus glutinosa
Lineage: Eukaryota; Viridiplantae; Streptophyta; Magnoliopsida; Fagales; Betulaceae
Product: phosphatidylglycerophosphate phosphatase PTPMT2-like
Exons: 6
Coding region: 251-1102 (283 amino acids)
Biological process (GO): protein dephosphorylation
Molecular function (GO): protein tyrosine/serine/threonine phosphatase activity; phosphatidylinositol-4,5-bisphosphate 5-phosphatase activity
Source: RefSeq, a predicted model, not a curated record
CUGUUUCUCUCACCCAUCGGAUCCCACUAUCACUCCCCAUAUUUAGACACCCAUCCCCUAACUUUCUUAUAUUUCCCGAUUAGGACCCAAAAAAUUCUCGCCCCAAUAUCGUAGCUAAUUCUUAUUCGGCCCCGCCGAAUUAUUCUAUAGCAUCCUUUAUUCCUUAGGGUGUGAUUUAAGUCGUAAGCGUUGUUCGAUUUGGGCGCAAUCAGUGGAAUUAGGGUUUUGGUUGUUGUUCGGAAUUGGUGCGAUGAAGAUCGUGGAAUUGGACGAGGUGGAGUGUGGAGGGGACGACAGCGUUUCGGGGAGGCAGGUUGUGAGGGUCGACGCCAAGAGAGCGCUGGUCGGAGCCGGGGCUCGGAUCCUUUUCUACCCGACACUUUUGUAUAAUGUGCUUCGCAACAAGAUCGAGUCCGAGUUCAGAUGGUGGGACGAAGUUGAUCAGUUUCUGCUGCUGGGUGCGGUUCCAUUCCCCAAAGAUGUUCCACGGUUGAAGCAGCUUGGUGUUGGAGGUGUUAUCACUCUGAAUGAACCUUAUGAAACUUUGGUUCCAACGACCUUGUAUCAUGCCCAUGAGAUUGAGCACUUAGUAAUUCCCACAAGAGAUUACCUCUUUGCUCCUUCAUUCGUGGAUAUCAACCGAGCUGUGGACUUCAUUCACAAGAAUGCAUGUUGUGGUAGAACUACUUAUGUUCACUGUAAAGCUGGACGAGGAAGGAGUACAACCAUUGUUCUCUGCUAUUUGGUGAGGUACAAGCACAUGACACCUGUUGAUGCCCUGGAAUUUGUGCGGUCCAGAAGACCUCGGGUUCUGCUAGCCCCCUCUCAGUGGAAGGCAGUUCAAGAGUACAGCAAGCACCAACUAUCUACAAUGUUAUGUUCUCCUUCGGGGGAUGUAGUUCUGAUAACGAAAGCUGAUCUUGAAGGGUAUCAUAGCAAUUACGAUGGUAUUGCUGGUAAACAGCUGGACAUUGUUCCCAAAGUGGUGAAGGCUCGGCCCAUGAUAGCAAGAAUAUCUUGUCUUUUUGCAUCCUUGAAAGUUUCUGGUGGUUUUGUACCGGAACCUAGGCGGCUGCCAGUGCCAGAAGCACGAGCUUGUUAAGCCUUGCUGCACAUCAGAAAUUUGUAAGGAGAUGGUUACUUGAUCCGAAGAGCAUUAUGGAAAUAAGUUUGGAAUGUUAUUGAUUUUCCAUCUUUGCGGUAGCUUUGUGUUUGAGAGAGAGAGAGAGAGAGAGAGAGAGAGAGUAAAAUGGCAGAUAUCUUUAAGUUUGUGUAGGACGCUGGAUUGAUGGGUGAGGCUUGCUCUGCGGUAGCUUUGUGUUUAAGAGAGAGAGAGAGAGAGAGAGAGAGAGAGAGGAGUUGGGGGGUGGGGGGGUUCUUCAAGAUUAUGUAUGACACCGUAUUGAUGGGUGAGGCAUGGCUCGCAGUUCGACUUGUAGAUAAAGUGUUGGAGCAGUCAAUUCUCAUUUCCGUAAUCAAUUUGCUUAUACAUCUCCAUGGUUUGUACCAAUGUAACAUCAAAAAAGAUUAUGUUGACAUCUGAAAUCAGUAGUAGUUCGCUUUCAGCUCAUGUUGACAUCUGAAAGGCCGCAAGAUUAAGCGGGUUGACUCUUCCUUUAUUUGCUAAUAUCACAGGCUGCACGAUACAAGGCGUGUAGUGGACUGGAUACUUGAGAAAGUAGAUUACAAUCUAUCGUUUUCACACCAAGUGAGGUUGGUAAAAGAACAGUUCCUCGCAAAA